Molecule: messenger RNA, 952 nt
Organism: Hypomesus transpacificus
Lineage: Eukaryota; Metazoa; Chordata; Actinopteri; Osmeriformes; Osmeridae
Gene: cenps
Product: centromere protein S
Exons: 5
Coding region: 407-769 (120 amino acids)
Biological process (GO): replication fork processing; resolution of meiotic recombination intermediates
Cellular component (GO): FANCM-MHF complex; Fanconi anaemia nuclear complex
Molecular function (GO): chromatin binding; protein heterodimerization activity
Source: RefSeq, a predicted model, not a curated record
UAUGUCCAUAAAUGAUGAUGACAUACAGGACAUGUUUAGUGGAACAAGAUCAUUGGUAGCCUGGAGGCUGUGGUGCUAGUUAUCCCUACCUAUAAGUCAUAUAUGGACUUAUUUGGAAAAUAAACGUUUCACCACAGAGACAUCAUAGUUUCCACAGAGACAUCAUAGUUUUGUUAUUAAGAUUACGAAUUAUUGCCAAACAAAGGGCUUGUUGGUCUUAUGAAUGCCAUUAAUGACUUGCUAGUCUCCAUGAUUGUAGUUCGUUUUCGUAACUUCCGGGUCUCUAGCAUGUGGCGGGAGAUACGGGUAGUAUUUCCACGGUGCAACUUUUAACAAGCAUUUACAGACUACUGCCUUUGUCUACUGAAGUAGUUGUGUAAAGCAGCUACCUUUCAAAAAACAGUCAAUGGACGAAGAAGAACAUCUUCAGAGACUGAAGGCAGCGGUUCACUUCACCGUGGGACGGCUUUGUGAUAGUUUAGGAGAAGAUCAUGAGAAGACAUUUAGCCGUCAAGUCAUUGCAGCCUUAGCUGAAACAACAUUCAGGCAAUGUGACAUAUUUGCAAAAGACUUGGAGGCCUUUGCAAGACAUGCCAAGAGAAAUACAGUAUCUGUGGAGGAUGUCAAGCUUGCAGCCCGUAGGAGUACAUCACUGUCCAACUUCAUCCACAGGAAGAGCGAAGAGCUUGCCAACAGUAACCAAGAACAGAGGGACAAACGAGAAGCGUGCCGUGGGAAAAAGGAUGAUGGGAUGGAGGUCCAAGAAUAGAGGCACAAUCCCAAACUUAAUUUGUAACCAUCCACAGUGAACAGAUCUUUAAGUUUCAGUUGGGGAAAUGUACAGUUGUUGACCAAUGCUUGUAUUGUGCAGUGCACCAUAUGAAAUAUUUGUAUAUCAAUGGGCUUCAACUGGCAUUGUUGUAAAACAUUUAUUUCUGUUCAUGGCAACCAU